Molecule: messenger RNA, 2193 nt
Organism: Phragmites australis (common reed)
Lineage: Eukaryota; Viridiplantae; Streptophyta; Magnoliopsida; Poales; Poaceae
Product: tubby-like F-box protein 12
Exons: 5
Coding region: 559-1929 (456 amino acids)
Molecular function (GO): protein binding
Source: RefSeq, a predicted model, not a curated record
UCAUUUUCAAAUUUGGCCCUCACAAUUCCCCCUCCCGUUCCCCAUUUUCUUCCCUUUCCUACCCUGCUCUCCUCGUCUCCCCAAACCCAUUCGUGAUUUGCCCAUCUCAAUCUCCUCUACAAUUCCCCGUCCAUCGCUCUAUUCACAGCGCCGAUACCUCACCAGAUCGAACUCGUCUUCCUCCUGUGCGAUUUGGGCUCUUCCUGUCCCCUGUUGCUCAAAACCUCGCCCUUUUAGAUCAAAGCUCGCACCUUUCCAAGGUUUCAGGCCAGAAAUCCGGUGCUCUGGAAGAUAAUUCGGACCAGAAAGCUUUCAUUGGAGGGGGAAAAGAAAGCCCGUGAGGCUUCUGUGUAGAAAGCUGGGCGCUUUUGCUGAUUUCCUCUGCAAAAAUCGCUUGCUUUGCACGGGAAAAUAGGAUCUUUGUUACAGGUGCUGUUUGAAAUUUGGGAGCAAGUCGAGGAGCUCGACCCCGGUGGGUGCUAGCAAGCUCACUCUGAAGAUCUUGGUCACCACAAGAAAUUUGGUGAAUUUCUGGUUGUUGUGCAUUUUUCACUGGGCAUGUCCUUUCGCAGUAUAAUCAAUGACGUUAGGGAGAGCUUUGGUAGCCUGUCUAGGCGGAGUUUUGAUGUGAGAAUUUCAGGUCUCCCUGGUCUGUAUGGCCAUCACAGAGGGAAGUCCGUUGAAUUUCUGAGCGAGCUGCGCGAAAGACCUUUAGUAGUUGAUCAAAGCAGGUGGGUUGGUCUUCCUCCUGAAUUGCUUCGCGAUGUAAUGAAAAGACUUGAGGAAGGCGAGAGCACCUGGCCAUCCCGCAAAGAUGUUGUUGCUUGUGCAGCGGUCUGCGGAACAUGGAGAGAGAUCUGUAAGGAUAUAGUGCCAAGUCCGGAGUUUUGUGGAAAGCUCACAUUUCCAGUAUCACUUAAACAGCCGGGACCUAGAGAUGGAAUAAUCCAGUGUUUUAUCAAACGGGACAAAUCAACGUUAAUGUAUUAUCUCUACCUAUGUCUUAGCCCUGUUGUGCUUAGCGAGAAUGGAAAAUUUAUGCUAGCAGCAAAGAGGAAUCGCCGUGCAGCAUACACCGAGUACAUAAUUUCUGUGGAUCCUAAAAAUAUAUCACGAUCAAGUAAUGGCUAUGUUGGAAAAAUGAGUGCCAAUAGGUCAAAUUUUCUCGGCACCAAAUUCGUCGUAUACGACACGCAGCCACCAUACAAUGCCGGGAGCCUUGUCUCGUGUGAGCGUGGCAGCCGUCGGAUCUCAAGGAGGGUUUCGCCCAAGGUACCCACCGGUAGCUAUCCCAUUGCCCGGGUGAACUAUGAGCUAAAUGUGCUUGGCACAAGGGGGCCCAGGCGUAUGAAUUGCACCAUGCAUUCCAUCCCAGCCUCUGCACUGGGCCCUGAAGGUGUGGUGCCUGGCCAACCCAACCAGCUCUUGCUCCCUGGUUCAUCUUCAUUCAAAGAAUCCUUUCGCAGUGCCAACACCUCCUCCAGCUUGAGGUUCUUGGUUACAGACCGCUCCUUGGACUUCAGUAGCUCUCGCUUCUCGGAGAUAAGCGGAGGGGUCCAGCAAGAUGAGGACAAUGGCCAGGCUAAGGAGAUGCCUUUGGUUCUCCGCAAUAAAGAGCCAAGGUGGCACGAGCAGCUGCAAUGUUGGUGCCUCAACUUCCGUGGCCGGGUUACCGUGGCUUCUGUGAAGAACUUCCAGUUGAUAGCUGCACCACAGCUAGAUUCUGCGUCUUCUGAAUCUUCACAGCCAGCCCAGCAGCAAACUCAGCCUUCGAGUUCAUCUUCAACUUCCGAUCAUGAUAAGGUGAUCCUGCAGUUUGGUAAGGUUGCGAAGGACAUGUUCACAAUGGACUACCGGUACCCGCUCUCGGCAUUCCAGGCCUUUGCCAUCUGUUUGACUAGCUUCGACGCCAAGUUGGCUUGUGAAUAGAUCAGAGAUAAGAAAACAUGUAGAUGGGUGUGUGUAAUAAGUAGUACUACAUUAUUUGUGUGUGUGCAGGUGUUGUUUAUUAAUGUUCUAAUUUAGUCCUUUGUUCCUCUAUAUCGUGGCUUGGCAAACCUAAGAACAGGCAAGGUAGAUGAGGUGCAUAUGGUUGCUGCAUUUUUCAUUUCUGUAACCUGUUUGUAACAGCAAAAAAUGCAGACCUUGCCUCAGUACUCGAAAUUACAAUUCCUUAUGGAUUGAGCCUUUCAA